AUGCUACAGAGCCGUAGUCGGCGCAAGACCACGACUAUCGAAGCCAUUGCACUACAUGAGGCUGUGAGUCCUGACAAGUGGUGCGUGACCUAUGCAGACCUGAGAUAUUUAAGGCAGCAAGUCAUCAGUGCCAUUCAGCAGGGGCUCAUCUUGUCCUCUCCAAGUAGCUAUGGUGAUGACGAGAGCAAAAAGAGUGAAGACGAUGAUGAAUUUGGUCCGAGCAUCUAUGUAGUGAACGAGCAGUAUAUCAAACCCAUUACAGCACAAGCUGGAAAAAUGAGUUGGGCGUUGAUGAUGAAUCCAGAUGGUUUGGAUUGCCAUUUGUUCGUCAGUCAUGCCUGGCAAGAAGGCAUCUUUGAAUUCCUCUCAAAAGUUCUGGGGUCGUGGCCCUCUCGCGCUAAACAUGCAUGGUGUUGCAUGCUUGCGAACCCUCAAAACCUGAAUGUUGGUUCUAUGCUUCAGUCUCCCAAGACAUCACCUUUUGCCCUGGCACUGCAAGCAUCUCGCUAUGUCUUGGUUGUGCCCAACCGGCACCAGAGUGUAUAUUGUAGGCUUUGGUGUGGAUAUGAAGCCUACGUGGCAUCAGAGAAGGCCAAGAUCAUCCAAAUUGCAACACCACCGAAGAUCCGAAGGAUGAUGAUCAGCUGGGUUAUGGCGCUGGUGCCAAUAUCCCUGGGGUUUCUCCUUGGAUUCUUUGGUGCUUUGUGGAAAUGGGAUGCACGAGCUGGUGUCAUAGUGAUAUCUCUGUGUAUUCUUACAUCUGCCAACACCACACGAACUUGUUGCCAGCUUUCAAACUACACUGGCUUGAUAUUUUCUUGCUGCAUGGCUAUUUGCUGGGUCUCCUUUCCGAAAGCUUCGUUACAUUUUCUUGACUUUACUCCUCACACGACCAAGAUCUACCAAGCAAUUCUGUGGACUUGUUGCAUUGCAUUCUUUCUUAUUGCGGAAAUGGACCGGAUUCGCAGUGAUGAGAUAGCAAAGGAAGGGCAGCAAUUGCGAAAGCAUUAUGAAGGAACCAUUCGUAUGGCUGGUUGCUCACAACCGUCCGAUAUGCAAAAUAUUUGGGAGGAAAUCGGUGACAAGGUUCACAAAGUGGACACUGCCAUCAAUGUAUUGAUUUCUGCGGGUCUGUCAUCUCCUUCUCUACGUCUUGCUGCCGAAAGUGGGGUGAAUAUCAAGGGCGCAGGACAUGCAGAGGUGGCAAUUCCCUUCGUGUUUUUGGGCCCUCAGCUUGUGGUGGGUUUCAGCCAAGUAGUGAUCCUCAUCAUGAAUGGUGCUCACCACUCCAACUGGGCUAGCGUCAUUUUGGAAGGCAUUGCAGUGGUUGCCCGACUGGUUUUUAUGUGGUUGCUCUGCAGGAGGCCAGCUGAUGAGAUAUGUUUCAUGCUGAAAGUCCUCACCAAGUUGGUCGGCGCAGUUUUCUUCCCCACUGUUCUGACUGUUGGUGUGUUGGUUGGCCUACAUUACGAAACCGCAGCAAAAACUAUGAGCAUUGCAACGUUUAUGUGUUUCUGGCCUGCAGACAACUGGUGA
Cladocopium goreaui is the source of this 1536-nucleotide messenger RNA. The record is from the annotation of a GenBank genome assembly. Lineage: Eukaryota; Dinophyceae; Suessiales; Symbiodiniaceae.